GGUGACGUAGUGCCUCGCUGCUCGUGCUGGCAUCAGAGCAGAAUUUGAAACGGUGGAACCGGUAGACAAGAGCCGAAUCCUAGAAUCGAAACCGAUUUACCUCAGCAUGGACUAGUCAGACAAGCGUGUUAACUCUCUUCAGUUUCUUCAGAGUUUAUGACAAAUAGUUCGUCCGCUGUUGUUCCCGUAAGAAGAGGAAGAGGGUGUCCGUUUUAAACUUUAGUGUAGUGAUUUUGUCCUGCGUGAAACAUAACGCUGUCUGUCCGUCGGUCGGUGUGUAUUUUGAACAAAAUGAGGCGAAUCUCUUUGUACGUUUGUCUAAAUAAAGGACCGAGUUUAAUCUGGGAGUUUUAGCGGUAUCUUUGAGGGCUAAAUGAGCUAAUCUUCGCUAGCUGGGGAGGCUCUUAGCAUCGGUUAUCGUGUUUAAACUCAACCGAACUCACUCCACUAAUGCGAAUUAAUUUAUUGUCAACUCUUUCUGAAUAACCGCGAACUGAACACUAUUUUUCUGAAGCCUUUGUACCGUUAACGGAACACCGUGAGGAGGCCGGUGGCAGUGGGUGUGUUUUUUUUCCUGGUUGUGAGUCUGAACAUGAGCAGAGUGCUGGUUAAGUGAUAGGAAGCGGUCUGCAGACUUCACUGGACACUUGCAGGACACUCUCUGGUGGUGGUGAUGGCCCGGAGGAGGCUGGACAGUCGCAGUGGAUCCUCGGCUCUGCUGUCAGAGAUCCACACUCAAAUCCACACGGAUCCUAUGGACGCCGUGUUUGACAUGAGCAACGAACUGGGCAGGGGGAAGUUCGCAGUGGUGAAGAGGUGUGUAGAAAAGGCUACAGGGAAAGUCUUCGCGGCGAAGUUCAUCAAGAAGCGGCGACGAGGUCGCGACUGCAGGGCGGAGGUCAUACAUGAGAUCGCAGUUUUAGAGGCGGCCAAGAACAACCCGCGUGUGGUGAACCUGCACGCUGUAUAUGAGACUGAUCACGACCUCGUUCUAAUGCUGGAAUAUGCGGCGGGUGGUGAGAUAUUUGACCACUGUGUGUCAGAGGAGCUGCUGCCUGAAGGUCAGAUCACUCGUCUGAUCAGACAGAUGCUUGAGGGAAUUCACUUACUGCAUCAAAGCAGCGUGGUCCACCUGGACCUGAAGCCUCAGAAUAUUCUCCUGACGUGUCUGAGCCCAUUGGGGGAUAUAAAGCUAGUGGAUUUUGGCUUGGCCCGCAGGUUGGGCUCUGCUGGGGAGCUUAGAGAAAUCUUGGGUACCCCCGAGUACGUAGCCCCUGAGAUCUUGAACUAUGAACCAAUCACCACAGCAACAGAUCUCUGGAGUGUGGGCGUGAUCGCCUAUAUGCUGGUGACAGGAGAGUCUCCCUUCGUUGGCGAUGAUAAACAGGAGACCUUCCUAAACGUAUCCCAGGUGAACGUGGACUACAGCAGAGAGGCUUUCUCAAGGGUGUCUGAGCUGGCUGUCGACUUCAUCCGGAAACUGCUGGUCAAAGUGCCAGAGGACCGUCCCAGUGCAGCCGAUUGCAUGACCCAUCCCUGGCUGUGGCUCCACUGUCCAGGUUCCGACCUGAUCCCCGUGACCCCACGCACUCCCCGGGAAAGGAGUUUCGGUGGGAAGUGGUCCGCGCCACCCGAGGAUCCCGAAGACAAAGAAAACAUUCUGGACUCGCCGCACGUCAAGAGGUUUCGUUUUGAGGAGGACAUGUCAGCCACGGGCGACGGUGACCACUUAUGCUGAUCCGAAAGGGAAAUGCACUUGCACUGGAAAGCAUUGUCACAUGUUUAGUCUUUUGUUGGCCCCCGUACAGCACCAGCAAACAUGCUUCAGUCCUAAUGCUGUUUCCAACAUCCUUUGGCUGACCAAAGAUGAUCUUUUCACAAAAAGGCAGAUAAUAUUAAUAUUAUAAGAGUAAGAAUCUAAAUAUCUAUGUUGCUGUCCUGUCUCAAGAUGCUUUUUCCUGUCCUCUUUGGAUUUUAAGUUAUUCAUUUGAAUAGAUUUCUAUUUUAAUUGCCAUUGAGUAUCGAUUUAAUUCUCUGCUGAUCUUACCCCAUAUUAAUCUUAACACUAUUUGCAUUACUGCACUUAAGGGAUUUGAUAAAGACAGACGCUUGAGAGCGUCAGGGCAUUCGGUGGUUUUUAAUUCUGCUUUAAUGAAGGAUAAGAGUGUUUGAGAACUCUAUAGAGAUUUCAGAAACACCUAAUGAGAUGGUCUCUGUUGAAAAGGUUCAGUACAGAAAUGCCCUCUGUGUAUCGGUGUGUGUUUUGUCUAACAUCCUCUUCUUUCUUUUGGCUUUGACACGUUAGUGGGCUCCAAAAAUGUGACUCAACUCACACGCACAACACACCCUGGAUUACACAAAUAUGCGUUUGCAUUGGUCACAGAACUUCCUCCUAGAUAAUGACUAAAGAAGUACAGGAAAGCACUUAAACCCUUUAUUAUGUGUUUUUGUCACUAAAAUAAGAGAAAAUAUUUGUAACGGCCUUCGAUUUAGUAUAUCAACUGUAUCUGUUGAUUUUAAAAAAAUUUGGUUUUAAAUAUUCCCUUUUUUACUGCCAACCUAUUGUGUAAUAAACUAUUAUUAAGCAACACUCUAGCAUUUCCCCCAUGGCAGGCGCCUGAUAUCUCAAUGCCUGAGAUGGUCUAUGAUAUAUAAUCUUGAAAUGACAGUUUUUAUCUAUGCACCAAUCUGAGGUAACUCAGGGUUUUUGUUACCUUUUUUAAGCUAAUGCUAUUAACCGAUAAAGGUUUCAGUACUUGUUCAUUCCGAGCCUUGUUCUCAGGGUUAGCUGUAACUGCACAGUUUACCGGUGUAUAUUUCUUCAGUGCCUUGGUGUGCAUUUUUUUUUUCUAUGCUUGAGCCGUACAGCCUCACUUGAUCUACCAGUGCAGCACAUUUCUGUGGAUGUAUUAUUAUUAAUGUUUAUCCUGUUUUAAUUGAGAUACUGGUACACUCUUUAAACUAAAGGCCUGUUGUAUUUAAAAUAAAUUAUUUGUAUGUGGUUUUGGAUUUAGAAAGGAAAACAGUGUUAAAGGUAUAUUUAUCGGCUUGGAUUACGUAGGGCGUGAAAAGAUGGGAUAUUGAAGUUGACUGUUCUUGUUGAAACGAUAUGGUUAUGUUGGAAUAGUGAAUAGUGAAUGUGAUGAAAGUACAGAAUGAAGGCAAACGAAUGUUAGAAUAUUGUGGUGGAAAGUGUGUAGUCAUGCAAAAAAUACAACUAGCUCACGGUUUAUUCGUGUAAUAUUUUGUUGCCAGUUUUUCUGAGUAGCUGUUAGAACUGGAAAUGUUAGUAUUGCAGAAUUCAGUCUUAAGGCAGUGCCCUUGAGUUAUUGUUCUCUGUAUAAAGAGGUGUGAAGAGCUCAUGUGUGUUUGUGUGCUCAGGGCCUUACGGUUUCCCAGAGAUGUCACCAGUCUGCAAUCAUAAUAGGGCUAUUGUCUCCUAAGACGAGAGGCUCUUGUCACGGUCGUGUGCUCACUGUAUGCCGUCAUCUUAAAGGAAAACUUGAAUCCAUUCCUUGCCUGGGAAACAGCCUCAAUAAUGUUUAAGGGCCAUGAGGUAUUUGAAGCUGGAGUUCAAUAGAGAAUAGGGGCCAGACUUUGGAGAGCAUUUCUGAGCAGUCGCUGUGGUAUUUGCAGAAAGCUUGUGACAAGGGAAAACUUGCUAGAUUCUCUUUCUGUCUUAUGCAGGAUUAGUAAAAACUGAUAAUGGAAGAUAUUUCAUUUCAUGAUGGAAACUGUGUAUUUUGAGUUAUAUGUAUCAGAAUAAAUGAUGUUCAGAUGAUUUACACAAAUUCUAAUAAAGCCAUUGAGAGUC
Messenger RNA from Labeo rohita (rohu), 3814 nucleotides. RefSeq names its product serine/threonine kinase 17b (apoptosis-inducing) (gene stk17b). The record is from RefSeq and is a predicted model, not a curated record. The coding region runs from base 674 to 1738 and encodes 354 amino acids. Gene Ontology annotation, cellular component: nucleus. Gene Ontology annotation, molecular function: protein serine/threonine kinase activity; ATP binding. Lineage: Eukaryota; Metazoa; Chordata; Actinopteri; Cypriniformes; Cyprinidae. The transcript has 7 exons. Gene Ontology annotation, biological process: protein phosphorylation; positive regulation of apoptotic process; intracellular signal transduction.